Molecule: messenger RNA, 924 nt
Organism: Malassezia pachydermatis
Lineage: Eukaryota; Fungi; Basidiomycota; Malasseziomycetes; Malasseziales; Malasseziaceae
Exons: 5
Coding region: 1-924 (307 amino acids)
Biological process (GO): mitochondrial proton-transporting ATP synthase complex assembly
Cellular component (GO): mitochondrial inner membrane
Source: RefSeq, a predicted model, not a curated record
AUGCUUACGACAUCGUAUAGUACCAAUGCAGCCGGCAAAAACGACACAACAAAGCGUAGUACUCAGGACGCUCAAGCCACAACCUCUACCAAGUUUAGCCCCGAGCCUCAAACGGAACCGUCUUACACAUCCUCUGUAUCAGAAGCUGCUGCAGAAGGAAACGAAAAACCGCUACCCUUUUUAUCUAAGCCACUAGGCGUGUCUAAGCGACCAACACCAGAGCGGCUAUCAUGGGGUGAAAGACACGCAGAGUGGUUUGACCGCGAUGCGCGACUCGAGAAGCGCCGACUCAUCGUGAAAGAAGCCACUCGUGGCUAUUUCCAUGAUUUCCACGAGAUUCGUUCCCACGGCGGCAAGACAUGGCGUAGCCCUAACACAAUGAUUCGUGCUGAUAAAGCGCUUUAUUUCCCUGACCUCGAGGGUACAUGUCUUGCGGACAAAUCUAAGAAGCACACAUCCGAGAUGCUAUUUGAUCGCGUGUCGAUUGUCUCGAUUGUCACAUCCAAAGUGUCUGAAGAACACACGCGAAGCUUCUAUGGGCCAGCUCUGGAGAGAUUCCGCUCAAAUCCGCACUUUCAGCUGGUUCAGAUCAAUUUGCAAGAAAAUUCUCUCAAGGCCUACCUCAUCUCCCUCUUCCUGUCAUCGCUACGUUCGCAGGUUCCUGCUGACCUCCAGCCCACGUACCUGCUGUGCCAGCAAAACAUGGACUUAAUGCGUGAGGCUAUGGGACUCCAUAACAAGCACGUCGGGUAUACCUACCUAGUCGGGCCGGAUGGCAAGAUUCGCUGGGCUGGUAGUGCAUUUGCAGAGGCAGAAGAAGCCCUCGCUCUCGUGGCAUGCACAGGCGUGCUGCUGGACCGUAUGGCGCCUGGGUCACGCGAGAGCCGUCGACGACAAAGCGGCAGCGGUGGCGCUUCAUCGUAA